AUGGAUGGAGAAUGGUCUAAAACAAGAGGUGACGAUUCCAAACGGUUUCUUCUCUAUGACAACGGCCCUGAUACUGAAAGCUGCAUCACCGUGUUUGCUACUGAUGACCACCUCAAAGUAUUAUCUAAUGCUGACGUAUGGCUGAUGGACGGAUGCUUUAAAAUGGCUCCACCAGGCUUCCUACAAUAUGUCAUCCAUGCACCAAUAGGUGAAGUUUCUGUGCCACUUGUCUAUGCAUUUCUCCAAAGAAAAUCACAAGAAACAUACGAGGAGCUGCUCAAUGCCAUCACAAAUAACUGUGACAUACUAGGAUAUCCAGUUGAUCCUGCUAAAAUAAAGUUGGACUUUGAAUUUAGUGCUAUUCAAGCUGUCAGAUUAGUACUAGGAGAUGGAGUUGACAUAGAAGGCUGUUUUUACCACCUGACACAGUCAACAUGGCGCAAAAUCCAAGAACUCGGUAUUGUUAACCACUAUCGUACAGACCCGACCUUCAAGCAUUUCUGUGGGAUGCUUGACGGAUUGGCAUUCUUACAGUUGAUGAUGUUAGGGAAGGCUUUGAACUUUUGCGUGAUACUGCACCAGCAGUUGCAGAAGAGUUGCUAAGUUAC
This is a messenger RNA of Anneissia japonica, 608 nucleotides long. RefSeq lists its product as uncharacterized. Bases 1 to 603 code for a protein of 200 amino acids. The transcript has a single exon. The record is from RefSeq and is a predicted model, not a curated record. NCBI's taxonomy places the organism in Eukaryota, Metazoa, Echinodermata, Crinoidea, Comatulida, Comatulidae.